AAGUGACGUUGUUGCACACUAGCAGGAAAUGAAGAGUUUCUUUGAAUAUGUGUAACUCUAGAGAACAAGAAUUUGUAGCACAGAAAAGUUUUUUUUCUAAAAAAACAACCCUUCAUUUGAUUUAAAAGUUGGGGAUAAAAGUGUACGGUUGCAGUACCGGAUGGUUUUAUAAGACUUGGAUACCUCUGAGAUAUAAGCAAAUCCUGGAUGCUCCGUCAUGUGCUCAGUGUUAAUUGUGCACACUAGCGAGGCCCAAGACUGGGCCUCAUACCUAAAGCUCAUCCUGGAAUCAUCACAGUAUUUCCCCCAGGAUUCUAUUUCUUUCUAUCUCAUGGAUGAUGAACAUUCAUUGCAAGAUGAAGACUAUUUAAUUUUUAGUGCCAGCCAGUGCAUCUUGCUGUUGCUCUCAGUAUCAUUUGUAGAUAUUCAAAGUAAGCCAGGGGUGCGGAACGCCUUGAAGAAGUUUCUUUAUCCCCCGAGUAAAAUCGUCGCAUUUUUGUGUGGCAUCACUGAAAGCGAUGUCUUAAUGGACUGUUUUGAACACUGGAAUACUUGGAGAAAGCUUGAUUCAGAGGAUGAGCCAGGCCUGUAUGUCUCCACAGUGUGUGAUGUUAUUGAGGAAGAAAACAUUGCCCAUCUUGAGGAUGAAGUGACGACAGAUGAUAGAUUCCCAUCACCAAUAGGAAGUAUGGAUCUGCCUGAUCCAGAGGAACUUCAACAGCUCCCUCCUGAUCAGUUCUACUUACCAGAGGAAGAUGUGGAUGUUUCAGAUGGAACCUUGACUCAGCCUAGGAGUCUGUCUGAUUCAGAAGAACACAAAGCAUACCUUACUGUCCAACCUAACAGAAUACUCUGUGGGACCCAAGUGGAUAUUUAUGUCAUUUUGGUAAGCAAGUUGGACAUUCAAGACAGUAUUGAAGUGGAAUUUCACUGUGAACGUUCAACAAAACGCGUGUCAGGAACUGCUGUGAACGAAUAUAUUGUUACAGUUCAGUCACCUGAUAUGCCAACUGGUGAAGUUACUCUCCAUCUUUAUAGUAAUGGGUCAAUUUUAUGUUCAACAACUGUUACGUACUACACAGAAAUGGAGGAAAUAAGCAAUUAUCUUGAGAAAGUAAUGGACCCUGUACAUUUUAUGUGUCAGGCGUUCAGUAUUACAUCAAAUGCAUCAGAGGCACUGGAUACAUUGCUUACAGAUUCUCUUAAAAAACAGAUGCCUCCAAAUGGACUAAAAUCAUUUGGAAUUAAUCAGCUUGAAGAGGAGAAUACAAAUCAACGGGAUAUGGAACUCCCAACAUUACUUCACUUCUCAGCAAAGUAUGGCUUAAAAAAGUUGACUAGCACAUUGUUGCAAUGUCCCGGAGCCCUUCAGGCCUACAGCAUAGCAAAUAAGCAUGGGGAUUAUCCUAAUACACUGGCCGAGAGAAAUGGUUUUCCCGAUUUGAGACAGUUCAUGGAUGACUAUGUUGAAACCAUAGACUUGGUCAAGUCUCACAUGGAAGAAUCCAUGGAAACUCCAGUAGAUGAGGACAUUUAUGAGCCGAUGGCGAAUGCGUCACAAAAUUUUGUUGCCAAGUUUUCUCUGCAGGAAGACAUAUACGAGUCCAUGAUGCAACUCAAUCCUGACAUGGAGUUGUAUGAGGACUUGGGCAGUUUGAACAGUUCUUUCAACGAGUCUCAAUCAGAAGAAGCUGUGUUGAGAAAGUUUUUUGAAGCAAAUGCAAAGACGCGUUUUGAGUCGGAAGAAGAGGCCGUAAACGAUGCAUGCUCUGAGAGAAGAUACAGUGAGACGGAAGAGGAAACCACAGGAGACAACAUGGAAAACUAUGAGGAGGACGACGAUGAGGACCCGUAUAAACUCUGCUAUCCAGAUGAAAUUUAUGACACCAUAGAUAACGAGGAAAGCAUUUCGCCUGCAGUUAUGAAUCGUCCGCCAGCCCCAAUACCUCGAACAUGUACCACCUCCGAGCCUGAGGAAUGCAAGACCUAUAUUUCAACAGUUUUCUCCUCCAAGAACUCGUUGUAUUCAGAAACCACUCCACAAGUGAGGCCUGUGCCUGAUCGAACACUUAGCAUUGCACACGACCCCUAUGCUGGUAUGAAGACCCCGGGUCAGAGGCAGCUUAUUUCCCUGCAGGAGAGGGUAAAGGUGGGCGCGCUCACCGUGGAGGAGGCGGUGCAGGAGUUUAAGGCCUGGCAGUUUGACCAGGAGAAACGAUCGCAGUCUGUCCGCUUCCAGCAGGAAAAUUUACAAAAAUUACGAGAAAGCAUCAUCCGUCGAAAAAAAGACAAAGGAAAAGGAAGUGCAAAAGCUUUAGAUCUAGAUAUAACUGCUCCAAUGCAGAGGAACCUGCGCUGGGGAGCUCAUAUGAACGUUGAGUGUUCGGUGUAUGAACCAGCUCCUAGAUCCGUCUCCCAACCUCCCCCUUUAAACAGAACACCUCAGAGGGGAACCUGGCAUACAGGAAGUGCAUCCAGUACAUCUAGCAGUGGCAGCAACAGACUGAGCACGUUAAGUACCGUCAGUAACAGCAGUGGAGCAGAAUGCGAGCUUGAGGAAUCUCAGGACAGUGGUCCUCCUCCACCCCGUCCACCCCGGCCUGCAGCUGAAACUCCACCCACACUUCCUCCUCCAAGAAUCCCGCCUCGUCUGCCCGACCGGUUUCAAGAGAGCAUGCUAAAUGAGCGUUAUGUAUCAAGUCCAGCUCGUCGAUCCAGCCAUGUGCCCCCUCACAGACCCAUCCCUCCACCUCCUAUGACACGACGACCAUGGUGAUCACUUCUUACAUGUGACUCAUGCUUACUAAAGGCUCACUUUCACCCAACUUUUGGAACUCAAACGUGGGAAAGACAUAAUUUCAUAAUGAAGAAGGAUAAAGCCUGCCAUCUGGUGGCCGUGGUUUUAAUUGACAGCUUACAGGACUGCUGCAAUCAAGGACCUGGGUUUGUGGUGCUCAGAAAGGUCUUGGUGUUCCUUUUGACUUUUGUUAUUGUUCUUGGAUAGCACAAUUUAUAAAAAAAAUCCGACCAGUGUAAAAUAACUGUAAUUACCUCAAUCACUAUUAUUACUAAAUUGAUAGUAAUUACUCAUUUGGUCUUAACAUUGAUUAUUGUUUCUGCUUUGUUUAAAUUAUAACCUAGUAGCUUUAGUUUAGUAAACUAGGAGCUUUAGGAUUUUAGAACUUUUGAGUUAUUUACAGUUUUAUAAACAGUAUCUAAUUCUUUAAUCUAGUCACAUCAGCACAUUUCUCACAUCAUAAAAACUUACUGGUUUUGUUUUUUUAAAUAACGGUCCUGUAUUAACCUUUCACUUCUUACAGAAGUUUUUCUGUCUCUACGACAUGUUAACUGGACAGGGAACUGAGCAUGAACUGAAAAUGACACUGAUGAUUGUAACAAAUGAAAGCAGAUUUAAGGUUAUUGUUCACCUGCUAGUCUGUGCUAGAACUUCUUUCUAAUUCACUGAACACAGUUUUAAACUUAAAGCUUUUCUUUUAUUAAAGAAAAAUAUGAACAGUAUAAAGGAGAGAUAGUACACAUUGUUUUUCCAAGGUAUUAAAUAUGUACAAACAACUCUAUGCUAUUUUACAAAGCUCCUCACAUGUUCUUUGAAUGGCUAAUGGUCCUAGACCAGGAACCCCGUGUUGUAGAGAUCUACAACAAACAUUUUAAGGAUUUCCCCCAGAGACACAAAGGCUCUUUAGGGGUGGAAUGAGAUUUGCAGUGAAAAUCUGUCUGCCUCUGCCAAAAAGUUAUAAAACGUGUCAUAGUUGGAUCUUCUAGGAGGACAAUGAUCUCGAACAUUUUCAUGGACUUCCCAUGACCUAACUUAAACCCCAGUAAAGGUCUGGGGGGUUGGCUGAAGACAUCCACAAGACAGAAAUCAAGAGACUCUGGAAAGAUUUUACAUGGAGAAGCAUUCUCAAAUACUGUUCUCUUUAUUUUUACAUCAAGAAAUAUAGCAAAAGACUCAGUUAUGGUAUGUUGGCAGUAGAAACCUACACAAAAAAAUAAAAGCAGUGAA
Clarias gariepinus (North African catfish) is the source of this 4024-nucleotide messenger RNA. It is a transcript of the gene pik3ap1, whose product is annotated as phosphoinositide-3-kinase adaptor protein 1. The transcript is spliced from 17 exons. Gene Ontology annotation, cellular component: cytosol. NCBI's taxonomy places the organism in Eukaryota, Metazoa, Chordata, Actinopteri, Siluriformes, Clariidae. Gene Ontology annotation, molecular function: phosphatidylinositol 3-kinase regulatory subunit binding; signaling receptor binding. The record is from RefSeq and is a predicted model, not a curated record. Bases 218 to 2776 code for a protein of 852 amino acids.